CCACAGACGUCCCUUUUAUAUAUACUUGUAGAAUACAAGACCUGAUCAACCCAAGCAGCAUAGCUCUCUCUACAUUACUCACAGCACAAGCAUAUUCUGCAGUUCCAGCAAUCAGAACAGGAGACUAUUACUUUGAGGCAGAAGACCAAGAGUGAAUUAUCCUUCUACAUUAACCAAAUAUGAAGAAAUCAAUUCAGGAACAAGUUAUUGGAAUUCCAAUCACUUCAGCAGCAAGCCAAGUGCAGAAAACUCCUAGACUUUUCCUUGAAAAUACUAGCCAAAGCUAUGUUCCAACUCCUGCAAAUAAGUCUCUUGCAGUGAAGCAAGAUAAAAUAGAUUCAGUGCUUAAAAGGAUGAAUAAGUUAGGGAAAAAAGCUGACAAAUUUGCACAUGGAAUCCGCGAGCAUGUGAAACUGGGGACCAAAAUCACUGAAACGCUGAAGGGAAAGUUGAGCUUGGGAGCAAGAAUUCUUCAAGUGGGAGGAGUGAAGAAAAUUUAUCGGCAGUUAUUUAAUGUUAAAGAAGGAGAGAGAUUGUUGAAAGCUUGCCAAUGUUAUUUGUCAACAACAGCUGGUCCUAUUGCAGGACUUCUCUUUAUCUCGAGUGACAAGCUUGCCUUCUGUAGUGAGAGAUCAAUUAAAUUGUCUUCUCCAGAAGGAAAAAUGGUCAGAAUCCAUUACAAGGUGGUGAUCCCACUAAAAAAGAUAAAGAUUGCAAAUCAAAGUGAAAAUGUGAAGAAGCCAUCACAGAAGUUCAUAGAAAUAGUGACUGUUGAUGACUUUGAUUUCUGGUUUAUGGGUUUCUUAAAUUAUCAGAAAGCUUUCAGGUGCCUUCAGCAAGCAACAUCUCAAUCUUGGAUGUCUGAAACCACAAGUCACCCAAAUAUGUUUUGAACCCAAGUUUGCCCCUUUUCUUAAUCAGUGUAACUAGAUGGCGUGACAACAUGUCAACAAGAUCAGUUGACCUCAAAAACUGUACAGAAGUUUUAUUAAUGAGAAUUGCUUUCCUAAUUUUUCAA
Ricinus communis (castor bean) is the source of this 1018-nucleotide messenger RNA. RefSeq names its product GEM-like protein 4. The transcript is spliced from 4 exons. The record is from RefSeq and is a predicted model, not a curated record. NCBI's taxonomy places the organism in Eukaryota, Viridiplantae, Streptophyta, Magnoliopsida, Malpighiales, Euphorbiaceae. The coding region runs from base 180 to 893 and encodes 237 amino acids.